GCGGCGGCAUGCAGGCAGCAGUCCGGUCAGAGGCAGCAGAGCGGCGGGAACUCCAGCAGCUCCGCAUAUUCAUCCCAGUCAGAGCAGCUGCUCGGUCUGUCCGCACGGCGUCCGUCCAUCCAGCUGUUGAUAUCCCCUCCUUCCAUCCAGCGGUGCUCUGCGUCCGCAUCUGCGUCUGGGAAGGUCAGACGCAUCAUUUUUAAAAUCAGCGGACCUGGCAACUUUUUGCCUUUUCUCUCUCUUUCUCAUCAACGUUUCAUCCCCGGGAGAUUCUUCUGCAUUCAGCGGGCGCUGACGCUGCGAGGAUGGCUGGCUGACCUCGGAGCUCACCGAUUGGUUCGCUGAUCUUCGCUGGCCGCAGCUGCCGCCAUGGCCAAAAGCCCAGAGGUGAAGCUGGCCGUGUUCGGCAGAGCGGGGGUGGGCAAGUCAGCGUUGGUGGUGAGAUUUCUGACCAGACGCUUCAUCUGGGAGUACGACCCAACACUCGAAUCAACAUAUCGCCACCAGGCCAACAUCGACGAUGAGGUCGUCACCAUGGAGAUUCUGGACACGGCUGGGCAGGAGGACAUCCAGCAGAAGGAGGGUCAUGUGCGUUGGGGUGACGGAUUUGUCAUCGUGUACGACAUCACGGACCGGGGGAGCUUCGAGGAGGUGGCGCCGCUCCGAAGUCUCCUGGAGGACGUGAAGAAGCCGAAGAACGUGCCCCUGGUCCUCGUCGGCAACAAGUCCGACCUGGACCACGUGCGGCAGGUCGGCACGGAGGAAGGCGAGCGGCUGGCCGCCGAGAUGGCGUGCGCCUUCUACGAGUGCUCGGCGUGCGCCAACGAGGGCGGCGCCGUGGCCGAGGCCUUCCACGAGCUGUGCCGCGAGGUGAGGCGCCGCAAGGCCGUGCAGGGCAAGGCCAGACGCCGCAGCUCCACCACGCAUGUCAAACAGGCCAUCAACAAGAUGCUGACCAAGAUCAGCAGCUAGGGAAGACGACGCCAGCAAUGUACUAUUCCUCUUCUGUAAAUGUGUCAAGCAACUAGCGGCUCCGCAAUGGACGAAAUGUGACUGAUGUUAUGUGGAAUGUGUUCUUUACUUAUUCUCUCAUCAUGCUCCAUCAAAUAGGCAGCGUCUCCUCCGUCUGGAAGAGGUAGCUCAUGUCGUCGCUUCAGCAUGGGAGCCGUCCAAACUUUUCAAAUGUCACUUGGAUCAAAGUAACUCUGGAUGCAGGUGAGGCGUUGGUUUCUCUGUAGCUCGUCUGUUGGGGGAUAGUGCAACUGUUCCGUCAGCAGUGGUCAAAGAAAAAUAAGAUCAGCGAACUACUAUCGCAUAAAAGUAGAUCCACUGUCCCUAACGCAUGUCAUCCCUGCAAACAGUCAUCCACACAGUCCUUGUAAAGUCCACUACAUUAUCUUGACACGAAACGUUUCUGCUGUGGAGUCCCAACACGUCACAUUCCAGGGAAGCUCCUCAUGGCUGUCAUUUUUAAAUACUGUAAACUACAGUAUGUAUGAUUUGGUACAUUGCCAAAGACGGUACUGUCAUUGUUGAAAUGGAAUGUUUUUAUGUACGUGACCUGUAUGAUCAAAACAACCAGAUGUGCACUCGUAAUUAAAAGAAAUGGACGUAUAUCCCACUGGUUUUCCUCUUCCUGAGUCCGUAUGUUUGGUUGACAUCCGUGUUUUAUGUCAUCGCUGGGUGCAUGGUGUUCCACAGUGGGGUACUAAGUUCUAAAACAAUAAAUACGGUGUCAGAUACGGACGCCUUCAGCCAGAGCAGCGGCUGUUUAUCAUACGAGCUCAUAUCAAACUCCCUCGGGCUCAUCUGCAUCAUAUUUUGAUUGAGCUAUGAUUCGGAUGACGGCAGACAACAACACGCUAAGCGCUGAUAGUUUGAAGUGUAACCACAUCAGUUCAGCGAUUUAGUGUUUUAAUAGAUAAGAAAUAGAAAUUGAUGGAUUAUGAGACAAUCCAGGAGCAAAAACUGUGAAUGGGACAUAACUACUUCUCACUGAGCUCUUUGACCAACGUUAACAGUCGCUUUGCAUUGUUCAGGCUCCCCCUGUGGUUACUGAAGGCUACAGCAACAGCUGUUUAGUACUGCACAUCCCAGACAUCUGGGGGAAGAAACACAUUGCCGUAGCAGAUAUUUUGUUAGAGAUGCAACAGGAGAGCAAGUGGUGUUUCUGUUUCAAGUGGAACCAAACAUUUUUAUAAAUCCUGUCAGUAAUAAUACACAAUCGCCUCCCAAGUGUAAAGAGAGUGAACAGUGACGAUUUUAGACUCUCGGGUCUUCAUAAAGAUCAACAGAUCAUUGGUUUUAUGCCCUGACAUUUACACUUUUAAACUUCCUCUUUAAAAAGGCUUCAUGGUAUCAAGUGUGAUACAUGUUGAGGAAUGUACCACAUUAAUGCUGUAUGUUCAAUUUAUUGAAAAAAGCUGCUAAAUUCUAUAUAGCUUCUUUCACACCGUCCCGACCCACUGCGUCGUCUCCUGUGCGCUCCAUCCAACAGGUAAAAACUAGUCACAUCCGUUUGAAAACGGUGAACAGAAAUACAGCACCUCAUCCUACCAGUGGCAGCAGAGCAACCUUGUGGAUGUUUUUACAUUGAGAUAAAAAUCAAUCAAAUCAAUGUGUAUCCAUGUGAUCGUAUAACUCAAUAAGCACACAGCGAAGCUGGCGCACUUCCACACACUACAAAGAUGGAGUCUGUGUAGCGGGUAAAAAAAAAACCUCGCCUGUGGGACAUGUCACGUCUGUGAGAGCGACUGGAUUGGGAACAAAAGCAGGAAACAACAAGCGUCUCCUGGAACUGGGAGAAUCCGUUCAGGCUGGAGAAACCAGAGCAACGGUUAUUUAAAAAAAAUCCUAGACCAUAAAUAGUAUCAAGAAAGGGGUUUUAUUUCAUGAAAAUCUGAAGGAAUAUAACUUCCUUUUGUACUGAAACUAAAUAUCUAUGUUCUCUGUACAAGUUGAUUGAUACUCUCACUCUCACACACUAAAAAAAUUCCCUUAUCAUCUUACAGUCACUGACAAUACUGGGUGGAUUCGUUGUACAAGUACAGCUCACCAUUUCAGCAGGUUUUUUUGGGACAAUAUGGAUUUCAAAAGACACACCUUUUGUAUUAUAUAUUUUUUCAUUUUUAUUGCCCUGAGGCCUGAAAUUAAAACCCAUUCAAACGAACGUUCCCUUACUUCCCAUUUAGUAGUAAACCGUAACCCACUUCUGUCACAGCACAGUCUUAAAAAAAGGAAACCUCCCACUAAAUACACCCUGCUUUCUUCAAAUAGACUGCUGACUCAGGGAGAGGACACAAAAACAAAAAACGGCUUUCUUUAGUCUGUGUGAAGCAGAAAGGAGUGGCCCAGCUAUAGAUAAUUACUAGAGGCCAAAACCCCAUAACAACCAGGGGGAAAGGAGCCA
Molecule: messenger RNA, 3409 nt
Organism: Anarrhichthys ocellatus (wolf-eel)
Lineage: Eukaryota; Metazoa; Chordata; Actinopteri; Perciformes; Anarhichadidae
Gene: rerg
Product: RAS-like, estrogen-regulated, growth inhibitor
Exons: 5
Coding region: 370-972 (200 amino acids)
Molecular function (GO): GTP binding; GTPase activity
Source: RefSeq, a predicted model, not a curated record